Molecule: messenger RNA, 864 nt
Organism: Quercus lobata
Lineage: Eukaryota; Viridiplantae; Streptophyta; Magnoliopsida; Fagales; Fagaceae
Product: wall-associated receptor kinase-like protein
Exons: 2
Coding region: 55-864 (269 amino acids)
Source: RefSeq, a predicted model, not a curated record
UUACUCUGUUUGUUUCGUGCAAAAGCAAAACCCAGUUCAGCUUAUAAGCUCAGAAUGAUUCCCUUUCGAAUCAUUGUCUCAAUUUUCAUAAUUGUGUUUCCAAUUCCAACUAGAGCCCAAAGCAAAGGCGCGUGCAAUUCUUCAUGCGGCAGUGGAGGUAAAACCUUUACCGUACAGUAUCCAUUCGGGUUCUCGGACUCGUGCCCGAUCCGAUUGAACUGCACCAGCAAAAACAACGUCUCCGAGUCCGAAAUCCAUCUCGGACAAUUCCCAGUCUCAUCCAUAACCUCAAAAAGCAUCUUCCUCAAUCUCCGGGAUGAAUGUGACCGUCCGAUCAAAACAAUCGAACCGCUCUUCUAUCACCCCAACUACUCGCCGACGGUGCAGAACAGCCUCCUCCUCAAGAACUGCAACAAAACCCAGCCAAGCGACUGCGUUUUUUCCACCAGUUUACUCCAGUUCAAUUCGAAGACCUGCAACUCGAGCUCGAAAAGUGGCGACAACGUAAGCUGCUUUUCGCAACAGAGUGUAGUAGGGAACAAGAAGCAGCAGAAGUUUUUGGACCUCCAGGCUGUCCAUAACACAACCUGCAAAUCCGUGUUCUCUUCCAUCUUUGUUGAGUCCGAUGGAAAUGGUUUGGCGCUCUCGUACCAGUUUCACAUGCUCGAGUUGCGGUGGUGGUUGAAAGGGACCUGUAGCUCUAACUCUACUUCUAUUUGCUCCAAUAAUUCGAACUGUUUGGAUGUUAUGAGCGACGACGGCGGAUUUCUAGGGUUCCUGUGCAGCUGUAAUAAUGGGUUUCGCGGUGAUGGAUACAACGGCGGCGAGGGUUGCCGAAAAACUUCAACAGCUAUACCUUCAUAA